CCAGAAGGAAGCCCCUUAAUCCUCCAACCCUCCUUUUCUCCUCCCUCCAAUUCUAAACGUCAGAAUUUGAACAAACCCCAGGCGGGCCCACCCACAAGCGAACUCUCGUUUUCCCUCUAACCUAACCAACUCUUUCGCUCUUGGUUCUUGCCCUCCGCUCCCGAACAUCUUUGUCGCCGUGAACCUUUUUCUUCCCAGGAUCCGACCUACGAGUUCAAAGCUCACCGGAUAAUUUUCCCUAAUCUUUAUCUGAGGGUCGCUCCUCCCUCCCCACCACGAUGGAUUAUGCACACGAAAAAUACAACUGGCUUUCGAACCAUCUUCCAUUCAAGACAGCCGGCAAGAAGAUUUUAAUCAUCGGUACCGCGUCUGUUUUCGCCUUAUGGUUUCUAUUCCUUUUCGGUCCGUCUGCAGCAAAGACCGUCUCAAGCAUUAAUCUUCCGAGCUCGGCGAAUAGUGCUUCGCCUGACCUUCUUCCAAACGUUACAUGCAACCCUGAGCCGGUAGCGGAGAUCCAGAAGCCCCAUGAAGAACCUCCUGCCCCCAAGUUCAACGAAUCCAAGGUCGCUUUGCUUAUCGAGGAUCGCCCCGUCGCUCACGUUGCUCCCCUCCUUCUUCACAUGAUCUCCGUCGUACCAGAGGAUUGGAAAUUCCAGUUUGUCGGUUCUGAGGCUUCUAUACAGUUCUUAAACAAGUCUUUAGGCGUGCAGCGACAGGAGGCCAGGGGAAAGCUCGAGAUGGUCGUUCUUCCUAAAACCUGGUCCGUCAAGGGACAAGAGCCGCUGUCUAGGACUAUGACCGACAUCGAAUUCUGGAAGGAGACCAAACGUACUCAAGUCGAAUGGGUUUUGGUUUUCCAAACGGACAGUAUCAUGUGUGCAAACAGCGGCGUUUCGCUUAACUCCUGGCUCGACUACGAUUACGUUGGAGCUCCUUGGGGACCUGGUGAUGGUCUCGGUGGUAACGGUGGACUCUCGCUCCGUCGUGUCAGCCGUAUGAUCCAAGUUCUUGAAAACGACCACCGCCCUGAAAACGACGGUGCCCUCGAGGAUCUUUGGCUGGUUCAACGUCUUCAGCUCCUUCCGGGUGCCAAGAUGGCCAACGGUACGACCGAACAGAGGUUUUCUGUAGAGCAAGUCUGGCAUGACGAGCCCAUGGGUUAUCAUCUUGGAUGGAGUGGAGCACGUCUACCUGAAGGAGUCUGGGAUGACAAGGAAAAGCGAGACAAAAUCUGGAACUGGUGCCCGGAAAUUAAGCUGAUCCUCAACAUGAGGUUAGAAAGGGAGGGAUGUCCUGAUGGACAACCGUCAAAGUUAAAAGCAAGAGCCGCCGAGGAAGACUGGACGAGACGGUUGAAGACGUUCUAAUGGGUAUUGGGGAUAAAAAUUUUCUUGCCACAUACUUUUCUAGGGAGUUUAUGAUUUUACGUUUGAAUUUUUCUUUUUUUCUCUUUGAUUCAUAAGGAAUGGGGUCCUUUUUCACUUUUUUCACCCUUCCACCUUCUGUUUUGGCUUUGAUGGAUUAGGAGAUUCGCUCAGCGAACUUUCCGAAGGCCGCUGGCGGUGACACUGCAUCACUUGUCAUUUCUUCGUGGCUUUUCUUGCUCGAACCAAAACAAUAUUUGAGCAAUGGUGUGGGCGUAGGGGUUAAUGAUAGAAACAUACCGGUAAUUGAUGCUUGUUUUAAGUG
Molecule: messenger RNA, 1689 nt
Organism: Tuber melanosporum (Perigord truffle)
Lineage: Eukaryota; Fungi; Ascomycota; Pezizomycetes; Pezizales; Tuberaceae
Exons: 4
Coding region: 279-1367 (362 amino acids)
Source: RefSeq, a predicted model, not a curated record